Molecule: messenger RNA, 4345 nt
Organism: Enhydra lutris kenyoni (northern sea otter)
Lineage: Eukaryota; Metazoa; Chordata; Mammalia; Carnivora; Mustelidae
Gene: AFF2
Product: AF4/FMR2 family member 2
Exons: 21
Coding region: 52-3975 (1307 amino acids)
Biological process (GO): regulation of RNA splicing
Cellular component (GO): nuclear speck; nucleus
Molecular function (GO): G-quadruplex RNA binding
Source: RefSeq, a predicted model, not a curated record
CGCGAGCAGGGACGGACGCCCGCCCGCCGCCGCCGCCGCCGCCCGGCCGCUAUGGAUCUAUUCGACUUUUUCAGGGACUGGGACUUGGAGCAGCAGUGUCACUAUGAGCAAGACCGUAGUGCACUUAAAAAAAGGGAGUGGGAGCGGAGGAAUCAAGAAGUCCAGCAAGAAGAUGAUCUCUUUUCUUCAGGCUUUGAUCUUUUUGGGGAGCCCUAUAAGACAAACAAAGGGGAUGCACUUGCCAACCGAGUCCAGAACACGCUGGGAAACUAUGAUGAAAUGAAGGAUUUGCUAACUAACCAUUCUAAUCAGAAUCAUCUAGUGGGGAUCCCAAAGAAUUCUGUGCCCCAGACUCCCAUCAACAAAAAUGAACCAAGCUUUUUCCCAGAACAAAAGAACCGAAUGCUCCCACCUCACCAGGAUAGCACUCAUCCCUCAGCACCAAUGCCUCCACCUUCCGUCGUGAUACUGAAUUCCACUCUCAUACACAGCAACAGGAAAUCAAAAGCUGACUGGUCACGUGAUAGUCAUAAUGCUAACAUUGUCCCAGCCAACCAGGCCAGUGGUCAGCCAAACAAGCUGCCGCCGUCUACACAGGACCAACCCCCAGCCCGACUGGAAGACUUCUUUGUCUACCCAGCUGAACAGCCCCAGGUUGGAGCCACUGAAGAGUCAAACGUGUCUGCAAAGGAAGACAGUAGUCUCAAGUCCAGUGCAGGGGAUACGUUCAAAGAAAUCUUUCAGUCCAUCUCAUCAGAAGAAUCUGAAUUUACAGUGCAAGCUCCUGGGUCUCCCCUAGUUGCCUCCUCUUUGUUAGCUCCCAGCAGUGGCCUUUCAGUUCAGAACUUUCCACCAGGUCUUUACUGCAAAACAAACAUGGGGCAGCAAAAGCCAACUGCAUAUGUCAGACCCAUGGAUGGCCAGGAUCAGGCACCAGACGUCCCUCCAACACUGAAACCUUCCAUUGAAUUUGAGAACAGCUUUGGGAAUCUGUCAUUUGGAUCACUCUUGGAUGGAAAACCCAGUGCAGCCAGUUCAAAGCCUAAACUGCCAAAGUUCACGAUUCUCCAAACAAGUGAAGUAAGCCUUCCCAGUGAUCCAAGCUGUGUUGAAGAAAUCUUGCGGGAGAUGACCCAUUCCUGGCCUGCUCCUCUCACUGCCAUGCAUACUUCCGGAAACUCCGAGAAGAACUCACUUUGCAUCCCAGGACAGGAAUCCCAACACCUGACUCCAGGAUUCACCUUACAAAAGUGGAGUGACCCAACCAGCAGAGCUUCUACGAAGUUAGUAUCACUGGAGGCGAUGCUUGAGGACGACCUGAAGCUGAGCAGUGAUGAAGAUGACCUUGAGCCUGUAAAGACCUUGGCCACUCACUGUACCGCCACUGAGCUCUACCAGGCUGUUGAAAAGGCAAAACCUAAGAAUAAUCCUGUAAACCCACUCUUGGCCACACCUCAGCCGCCACCUGCAGUGCCAGUCAGUGGGGGAUCCGGCAGCUCCAGUGACUCUGAGAGCAGCUCUGAGUCAGACUCAGACACCGAGAGCAGCACCACCGACAGUGAAUCCAAUGAGGCCCCUCGUGCAGCCACUCCAGAGCCUGAGCCGCCCUCCACCAACAAGUGGCAGUUGGAUAAAUGGCUUAACAAAGUGACAUCCCAGAAUAAGUCGUUUAUUUGUGGCCAAAAUGAAACACCCAUGGAGACAGUGUCUGUGCCUCCUCCUAUCAUCCAGCCAAUGGAAGUCCAGGUCAAAGUGAAAACAACCCCCAGCCAGAUCCUGGGUGAACCCAAAGAGAGGCCUCUCCUCAGUCUUAUUAAGGAGAAAGUCCGCCCACGGCCGACCCAGAAAACUCCAGAAACCAAGGCUUUGAAGCAUAAGUUGUCGACAACUAUUGAGACAGCCUCUCAAAGGACAAUUGGAAAAAAACAGCCCAAAAAAGUCGAGAAGAACACCAGCAUUGACGAGUUUACCUGGCCCAAACCAAAUAUUACCAGCAGCACCCCCAAAGAAAAAGAAAGCAUGGAGCUUCCUGACCCACCAAGAGGCCGCAACAAAGUCACUGCCCACAAACCAGUCCCUAGAAAGGAACUGAGGCCAAACGUUUCCCUGGCUGCCGAGAAAAAGAAGUACAGAGGGCCUGGCAAGAUUGUGCCCAAGUCCCGGGAAUUCAUAGAAACGGAUUCGUCCACGUCCGAUUCCAACACCGAUCAGGAAGAGACCUUGCAGAUCAAGGUCCUGCCUCCUUACAUUGCUCCGGGAGGCAAUACUGCCAAAUCCAAGGAAGCCUGUGGCGCCAGCUUGACCCUCAGCUCCUUGGUCAGCAACAGUAGCAACAACAGCCUAACCACCGGUAGUGAAGAGCCUGCAUUUUCACCCGCCCCUGUCAUGCAAACCGAGCUGUCCCCACUACGAGAUCACGAGAACCUGAAAAAUCUGUGGGUGAAGAUUGACCUUGACCUGCUAUCUAGAGUACCUGGCCACCACUCACUGCAAGCGACACCAGCCAAGCCAGACCCCAAGGAGCCUGCAUCCAAGCCCAAACGCCAGACCACCGCUGCAGCCACUGAAAAACCCAUCCUGAAGGGCAAGCGUAAACACAAGCCAACAGAGAUCGCAGAGAAAAUCCCUGAGAAGAAGCAACGCCUGGACGAGGCCCCCGCUAUCUGCCUGCUGCCCCCUUGCAUCUCACCAGCGCCACUCCACAAACCUCCGCACACUAAAGAAAACAGUUCAUCCAGGAGAGCAAAUAGAAGGAAAGAAGAAAAGCUGUUUCCUCCUCCACUUUCCCCACUGCCAGAGGACCCUCCACGCCGCAGAAACAUCAGUGGCAGCAAUGGCCCCUUUGGUCAAGACAAGAACAUCCCUAUGAUCGGACAGAUCACCUCUACCAAACCGAAGAGAAGUGAAGGCAAAUUCUGUGCUACUUUCAAAGGGAUAUCCGUAAAUGACGGAGACACUCCGAAAAAGACAAGCUCUGCUGCCAUCACGGUUACCAACACGGCCGUUGCCACUGCCACUGUCACUGCUACUGCCGUUGUCACUGCCACUGUCACGGCCACUGCAACUGCCACGGCCACAGCCACCACCACAACCACUACCACAACCAUCUCCACCAUCACCUCCACAAUCACUACGGGCCUCAUGGAUAGCAGUCACCUGGAGAUGGCAUCCUGGGCAGCCCUGCCUCUCCUGUCCAGCAGCACCGCCAAUGUCCGGAGACCCAAGCUCACUUUUGACGACUCGGUUCACAAUGCUGAUUAUUACAUGCAAGAGGCUAAGAAGCUAAAGCACAAAGCUGAUGCGCUGUUUGAGAAAUUUGGCAAAGCCGUGAAUUAUGCCGACGCAGCCUUGUCCUUCACUGAAUGUGGCAAUGCGAUGGAGCGUGACCCUCUAGAAGCCAAGUCUCCCUAUACCAUGUACUCUGAGACCGUGGAGCUCCUCAGGUACGCGAUGAGACUGAAGAACUUUGCAAGCCCCUUGGCUUCGGAUGGGGACAAAAAGCUGGCGGUAUUAUGCUACAGGUGUUUAUCACUUCUCUACUUGCGGAUGUUCAAGCUGAAGAAGGACCAUGCUAUGAAGUACUCCAGAUCACUGAUGGAAUAUUUUAAGCAAAAUGCCUCAAAAGUCGCUCAGAUACCAUCUCCCUGGGUAGGCAAUGGAAAGAACACUCCAUCCCCGGUGUCUCUCAACAACAUCUCUCCCAUUAACGCAAUGGGCAGCUGUAACAACGGCCCGGUCACUAUCCCCCAGCGCAUUCACCACAUGGCCGCCAGCCAUGUCAACAUCACCAGCAAUGUGUUACGGGGCUACGAACACUGGGACAUGGCCGACAAACUGACAAGAGAGAACAAAGAAUUCUUCGGCGAUCUGGACACACUGAUGGGGCCCCUGACCCAGCACAGCAGCAUGACCAACCUCGUUCGCUACGUUCGCCAGGGACUGUGUUGGCUGCGCAUCGAUGCCCAUUUGUUGUAGUGGGGGCCCCCAUCUCCAGCAUCACCACCCAUCACUCUACCUCUACCAGAGCACCAAUGGUCACUGGUGGAACUCCACUCACUUGAGAAAGUUCUCUUUGCUUAUGUUUGUUUUUACGCUUCUUUUGAUAUCUGUGAAAAACAGAAGUUAUUGUAAGUGGACACUACAACUUGAGAGCAGUAUGUUUUAUUACUUAGUCAUUUUUCAGUAUUUUAUAUGCAUUUCUCAGAUCCCACCAUCCUUUUGUGCUUGAUACAAUGAUACAGUCCCUACAGUAUUGUUUUAAGCUCACACUACCCAAAACAAAAAAUGGGAAGUACUUGUGAUGAUAACACGUUCCUGAGAAAUGAAAUGUCUUACAUAUAUAUAU